This is a messenger RNA of Sclerotinia borealis F-4128, 1383 nucleotides long. The record is from the annotation of a GenBank genome assembly. Lineage: Eukaryota; Fungi; Ascomycota; Leotiomycetes; Helotiales; Sclerotiniaceae.
AUGUUUCCAAAGCUUCUUGUCACCACUGCAACCGCAUUGUUGUCUGCUAGAGUCAUAUUUGCUCAGACUUACAGUUCUUGUAAUCCAUUAUACACAACCAGCUGUCCUGCCAAUACGGCCCUGGGGAAAUCUAUCGAUGUUGACUUUACUUCGGGAUCCGUCGAUUCCUUCAGUGCCUCUGGCGAUAUUACAUACGACUCCAAUGGCGCUUCACUCAAGGUAUCCGAAUCGGGCGACGCACCCACACUUUCUAGUAUCUUCUAUAUAAUGUUCGGAAAGGUGCAGAUCACAAUGAAGGCAGCUCCUGGGGCGGGUAUUGUUAGCACGCUGGUUUUACAAUCUGAUGACUUGGAUGAGAUUGAUAUGGAAUGGCUUGGAGCGGAUGAUACUGAAGUACAAACCAAUUAUUUCGGCAAAGGCAAGGUCACAGAUUACAACCGUGGAGCAUUUAACCCUGCUGCAAACAACCAAGGCGAAUUCAUUACCUACACUAUCGAAUGGACUUCAGAGCAGGUGGUUUGGUCAGUAGGCUCUACUGUAGUCAGAGUCCUUACACCAGCUACAUCCGAUACGGAUCAAUACCCACAAUCACCAAUGCAAAUCAAGUUUGGGGCAUGGUCAGGAGGAGACUCAUCGAAUGCCGCAGGGACAAUUUCCUGGGCGCGUGGUCCAACUGAUUACUCUAAUGGACCUUUCACUAUGGUCGUUCAGUCAAUUGACGUUAGUGAUUAUUCCACCGGUACCCAAUACAAAUAUGGAGACGAAUCUGGAGACUGGACAUCAAUCGAGGCUGUUGGUGGAUCAGUGAAUGGAAAUGUGCCAUCCUCAGCCUCAGUAAUUCAAACAGCUGGUGCUGCAGCUGUUACAUCUAGCUCCCCAACGAUCCCUGCCGGAAUCAAUAAUGGUAAUUCGGCCACUCAAACCGGAUGGCCUUGGGUUGCCGGAACGCAAACCGUAUCGCAAGUGACAUGGAGUACCGGGCCAAGCAUUCCCUCUGGUUGGGAAAUAUCUUCUACCGGGAAAAUUGUCCCCGUAUCAACAGGAUUAAUCCCAUCCUCUUCUGUGGACCCCUUACUUUCUUCAUCUUUGCCGCCAUCGGGAGAUGGCCCUGAAAUUAUCACGGGUUGGGAUUCUAGAGGAUUUGCUGUAACAAGCACAAUUUUUGUAGGAUGCAAUACGGCGAAAACUUAUGAUCAGCAAGGGUUUCUAGUAACGGGAAUAGGCGCUUGUACGACUGGAUCUGAUCAAGGAGGCCUCGGCACGAAUGCUGCAGGUGCCAUUGGCGGAAAAGUCAGGAGCACGAAUAAUGCUGUACAUGAUCACAAGGCUCUGCCUACAGUAUUGGACAUAGUGGCCGUGGCCGUGGGCGCGUUGUGGGUAUGA